This is a messenger RNA of Coccomyxa subellipsoidea C-169, 1182 nucleotides long. RefSeq names its product glyceraldehyde-3-phosphate dehydrogenase. Gene Ontology annotation, cellular component: chloroplast. The record is from RefSeq and is a predicted model, not a curated record. The transcript is spliced from 10 exons. The coding region runs from base 1 to 1182 and encodes 393 amino acids. Gene Ontology annotation, molecular function: NADP binding; glyceraldehyde-3-phosphate dehydrogenase (NAD+) (phosphorylating) activity; NAD binding. Gene Ontology annotation, biological process: glucose metabolic process. NCBI's taxonomy places the organism in Eukaryota, Viridiplantae, Chlorophyta, Trebouxiophyceae, Coccomyxaceae.
AUGCACAAGUGCCUGUGUGCCUGCCAACAGGCUGCCCUGAACGAGUUCACGGGAUUCAAGGCUGCCGGCGCUCUCCGCCUCGGAAACAACCAGAACCAGAGCCUCGCCGCCCGCGUCGCUGCUCAGGCCACCACAGGCACCGUGGGCUCGAAGCAGGUGACCCAGGCAAAGAAGAUCAACGUUGCCAUCAACGGAUUCGGCCGCAUUGGCCGCAACUUCCUUAGGUGUGUGGAGGGUCGCGAGAACUCCAACCUCAACAUCACCGUCAUCAACGACUCCGGCGGCGUGAAGCAGGCAUCUCACCUGCUCAAGUACGACUCUACCCUCGGGACCUUCAACGCUGACAUCAAGGUCAUUGAUGACAGCACUGUUUCGGUCAACGGCAAGCAGAUCAAGAUCGUGUCCAACAGGGAUCCUCUGCAGCUGCCGUGGGGAGAGAUGGGCAUUGACCUGGUCAUUGAGGGGACCGGUGUCUUCGUGAGCAGUGACGGCGCAGGCAAGCACAUCAAGGCCGGCGCCAAGAAGGUGCUGAUUACAGCCCCGGCCAAGGGCAAUGACAUCCCCACAUACGUCAUUGGUGUGAACGAUGACACAUUCGACCCCUCAGCGCCCAUCAUCUCCAACGCUUCGUGCACCACCAAUUGCCUGGCCCCCUUCGCCAAGGUGCUGCACGAGAAGUUCGGCAUCGUCAAGGGGACGAUGACGACCACCCACUCCUACACCGGAGACCAGAGGCUGCUGGACGCUUCCCAUCGCGACCUGCGCCGUGCGCGCGCAGCCGCGCUCAACAUCGUGCCCACCACCACCGGUGCCGCCAAGGCCGUCGCCCUCGUGCUCCCCGAGCUCAAGGGCAAGCUCAACGGCAUUGCGCUGCGCGUGCCCACCCCCAACGUGUCCGUGGUGGACCUGGUGAUCCAGGUGGAGAAGAAGACUUUGGCAGAGGAGGUGAACGAGGCCUUCCGCAACGCCGCGGCCAACGAGCUCAAGGGCAUCUUGGCCGUCUCCGACGUGCCCCUGGUGUCCAGGGACUUCGCGCUCACAGACGUGUCCACCACCAUCGACUCCUCCCUCACCAUGGUCAUGGGAGACGACAUGGUCAAGGUGGUGGCAUGGUACGACAACGAGUGGGGCUACAGCCAGCGUGUUGUGGACCUCGCCGAGCUUGUUGCCAAGAACAUGUGA